AUGGAAGAGAAGAAGAAGGAGGUGGCCGCCUUGACCGAGGCUUGCAGCACCCUAGCGGUUAUGAACGGGAAGAUCUAUCAUGCACAGGACGACGCACGGAUCACCAAGGAGGUCACAGAGAAGGCCCAAGAGGAAGCUACCCGGUCUAAGGAGGAGGCCGCUAUAGCCAAGGAGGCGACUGUCAAAGCUCGAGAGGAGGCAACACGGUACGAGGAGGCCAUCCAGUUGGAUAAGGGGAAAAGGCAGGCGGAGGCCGACUUGGCCACCGCUAGGGAAAAUUAUGCUGGGUUGAAGACCUUUCUUUUGGAGUAUAACAAAGCACAAGCCGCUACCGAGGAAAAAGAAAAGAAGGCCUUGGAAGAGAUCGAGAGAGAGAAGAUGCGCUCCGAGACGCUAGCCGAUGAUGUCGAACGGUUGAAGGAGGUGCUGCAAGAGAGGGAGGGGGCCAUCACUCUAUCUGGCAAGCUGGUCGAGGAUCUGAGGGUCAAGAAGACUGAGAUGGCCUGCUUCGUCAAGAAGCUCGAGAGGGAGAACACUGACUUGGUUGGGGAGAACACCGCCCUUCACGAGCGUGUUCGUGAGCUUAAGGAUGAACUGCUGGCAGCCCAGGCUACUUUUUAG
This is a messenger RNA of Sorghum bicolor (sorghum), 621 nucleotides long. RefSeq lists its product as uncharacterized. NCBI's taxonomy places the organism in Eukaryota, Viridiplantae, Streptophyta, Magnoliopsida, Poales, Poaceae. The transcript is spliced from 2 exons. The record is from RefSeq and is a predicted model, not a curated record. The coding region runs from base 1 to 621 and encodes 206 amino acids.